AUGGGUAUCUCGCGCGACUCCUGGCAUAAGCGCUACAAGACCGGAGCUACUCGCCCGGUUCCACACAAGAAGAGGAAGUUCGAGCUCGGACGUCCAGCUGCCAACACCAAGAUUGGAGCUCAACGCGUUCGUCUCGUUCGCACUCGUGGAGGAAACCUCAAGUACAGAGCACUCCGUCUCGACACUGGAAACUUUUCCUGGGCCUCUGAGCAAACCACUCGCAAGACCCGUAUCGUUGAUACUAUGUACAACGCUACCAACAACGAGUUGGUCCGUACCAAGACCCUUGUGAAAGGAGCCAUCGUCAGCGUUGAUGCCGCUCCAUUCCGUCAAUGGUAUGAGGCUCAUUACGCCGUUCCAUUGGCCAGAAAGAAGAACGCCAAGCUUUCCGAGGAGGACAACGCCAUCCUUAACAAGAAGAGAUCCAACCACACCUUGAAGAAGUACACAGAGCGUCAAAAGACCGCCGCUGUCGAUGCCCUCCUUACCGAGCAAUUCAACACUGGACGUCUUCUCGCUCGCCUCUCUUCCUCCCCAGGACAAGUCGGACAAGCCAACGGAUACAUUCUCGAAGGAAAGGAACUCGAUUUCUACCUUCGCAAGAUUCGUGCCAAGAAGGCCAAGUAA
This is a messenger RNA of Caenorhabditis remanei, 627 nucleotides long. RefSeq lists its product as uncharacterized. NCBI's taxonomy places the organism in Eukaryota, Metazoa, Nematoda, Chromadorea, Rhabditida, Rhabditidae. The coding region runs from base 1 to 627 and encodes 208 amino acids. Gene Ontology annotation, cellular component: cytosolic small ribosomal subunit; ribosome. Gene Ontology annotation, molecular function: structural constituent of ribosome. Gene Ontology annotation, biological process: maturation of SSU-rRNA from tricistronic rRNA transcript (SSU-rRNA, 5.8S rRNA, LSU-rRNA); translation. The record is from RefSeq and is a predicted model, not a curated record. The transcript is spliced from 4 exons.